Fopius arisanus is the source of this 3596-nucleotide messenger RNA. RefSeq names its product Fl(2)d-associated complex component. The transcript has 3 exons. Gene Ontology annotation, cellular component: RNA N6-methyladenosine methyltransferase complex. The record is from RefSeq and is a predicted model, not a curated record. Lineage: Eukaryota; Metazoa; Arthropoda; Insecta; Hymenoptera; Braconidae. Gene Ontology annotation, molecular function: metal ion binding. Bases 283 to 3576 code for a protein of 1097 amino acids.
AGCGGUCAAUUGCCCUCUGUUGAAGGCAUUUACUCGAAAAUCUCAAUAAAUUCCGAUUUUGGAGGUUACUGUAGCUUUUCUGGACAAUUUUGAUUAUUCCAUAGGUCUUGAGACAACACUUGACAACAAUUGAAUGAAAAAAACGUGAAAAAUCCGGGAUAACCCCGAUAAAGUGAUAAACAAGUGAGAAAAAUACCUCGAGAAAGAAACAGAACAGACAGGACUUGCAUACUGCAGUUAUGUGCUUCCCCCACAAUAAUAGGAUUGUUUUAUGGUGAUAAUAUGUCAAAAUCAAACAUAAGAAAAAUAACAGUUGACCCUACGAAAUGUAAUACAGACUCAAGGAGGCCAAGUGUUUUUGAAAGAUUGGGGACUAAACCAGUGGCCACUGGGACACAACAAAUAACGUCUGAUUAUUGUAGGAAUUGGGCAUUGAAUGGCAGUUGUUCGUAUGGUAAAACUUGCAAAUAUGCAAACACUCAUACUCUUAUAAGCCCCUCGAAAAGAGCGAAGAAGGACUCAGCAAAUGCCAGUGCCCCAGUGACGAAAGAGGAUCCAUUCAAGCGCGUCACGUCAAAAAUAGUAAAGAAAACCCCCCAUUCCCCGGACUUAAACCUCGAGGAGUGGAAUCAAACAGAUCUCGAGUACGAGGACGAAAAGGUCCUGGAGCGCCGCCGUCAGCUGCUGCAACGCGAGCUGGAGCUCCAGAUGAAAAAAGACAAAGAGGUACACCCAAAAGAGCGACCUAAACACAAAAAGAAAAUCAUGACAUCGUCUUCCUCCUCUCACUCCUCCUCGUCCUCGUCGUCCUCGAGUUCCUCCUCCAGCGAGGACUCGUCAUCCUCCUCCUCGUCAUCCUCCCGUAAGAAACUCAAAAAGACAAAGCAAAAGCGCGCACCAAGUCCUCCUUCAGACUACGAGGACGACAAAGACCGAAAGAAAAAAUUGAAACUCAAAAGACUAGCCAAAACGGAAAAAAACCCGAAGAAAAAGCGAAAACUUGAGGUCGCACCUUCAAAAAAGGACAAGGACCUUCCGAAGGCCUCGAAGAAGGCCCUCCCUCAACGAAAGCACUCGGUAAUUCGUCCUAAAUCCCCAACUACAUCCGCAAAACCGAAGGAAAUUCGAAAUCGAAGUGAAUCCCCAACGAAAUCUAAACGCGAUCCUUCCAAGGACCUCCCAAAACGCGUUCGAACCUCCGAGGACCCUAAAGACCCUCUGAAAGACCCAAAAGACGCAAAAUUGAGGCCCGAAAAAUUAAAGGACAUCGAAAAGCCGAAGGUGCGCCUCCCGGAGGAAAAACCCCCCGCGAAACAAAAAUCAAAAUCGAAAGAGAGAAGAUCACGUACUCCUCCGAAGCCUCAGAAAUCGCCCCUCCUCUUGAAACGCCGGAGUAGAACCCCUGAGAAACGUCAACCGAUAAAACGUGAUUCACCUAGGCCCUCGAAGCCCUCGUCGACACCUUCACGGCCCUCCUCGACGCCAUCGAAACCGAAGGAUCGAGAGAUUCACAAGCCGGAGCGAAAGGAUCACGACAAUCCCCUGAAAAAAAUGGAGUCUCUAAAACCUCGUGCCCUCCAGGAGGAGCUCCGCAAGCCCCUGCCACGUGAUCUGGAGGACAAAAGGAGAUUGAAGGAGCACCGGGAGGAGCGGAAACCCCCCCACGACCCGCGGGAGGACAAACUCCAUCCAAGACGGGAUAAGGAUCGUGAGGAUCGGCCGAGGGAGAGGGAGGAGCGCCCUCGUGAUCUCAAGGACAUGAAAAUUGGCCCUUCCCCGUUGAUGGACAAGAGGUACCUGCGGGAGAAGGAGAAGCCCAAGGAGCUCCUGCCCAAGGAUGACAAACUAUCGAGCAGGGAUCGUAGAGGGGAUCGAGAGAGGGAUCGCAAUCCUCCGAAAUUCGAUAAAUACGAGAAGGAUCAGAGGUUCAGGGAGAGAUCGCCUGAGAAAUCGAAUUUAGAGCGAGAGGUGUAUGAUAGGAAUCGACACAGAAGGUUCGGGAGGUUCGACGAGAGAAAGGACAAGGAGUUUCCUCCAAAGGUUGAGAGGCGAGAGAGUCCCAGGGGAAUGGAGGUCGAUCGAAGCUUUGAUCGAGGUUACCAAAGACUCGAGUGGGAGGGACCGGAGGACAGCCACUUCCACGAUGACGAACCCCGGAGGAAAAAUCCGGAGGGCAGAAGAUUUAACUCACCAUUCGUGGAGAGACGAAAUCGCGAGAGGGAGGAAAGGGGUGAGGUCAGGAGAUAUCCAGAGAGAAAUUUUGAGGAGCACCAUCAUCAUUUCCCUCAGGAGCCGAGGGAGAAGGUGAGGGCUGUGGACAGAAGAGAGGAAGGAGAAAAGUGGGAGCCAGAGCAUGGGAGAGAGAGAUAUCCAAUUCCUCAGCCAUUAGCUCCGGAGUGGGAGGAGCGUGAGUGGAAUUCAAAUAGGGCGAGGCCAGGAGCUAGGGUGGAACGGAGUGAGUGGGAGCGAGAGAGUGUUCCAAGGUCGGAAGCACAUGAGGAGGACUGGAACCAGAGGUAUGACAGUCCAAUGUCAGAGUGGAAGGUCAAUGAGGCGAGCAGAAAGUGGGAGAAUCCCCAGGUGCAUUUGCGGGGGAAUUACAGGAGUGAGAGGAUCAAGGAGAUGGAGAUUGAUCUGCAUAAGAGACGACCUUAUGGCACUGGCACUCCGGAGGUCGAUGGAGGAUCUCAUGGAUCCAAGCAGAGUUCACUCCAUGGAAGUAUGAAAGAGGAGCCGAUUAACAAAAAAUUGAUGGAACUGGCGGAGGGCAGACCUCGGAGGAGCAGAGAAAAGUCGGAGGAUUCGUUUGGAAAGAAGGGCGGAGGGAAGGACAAGGGAGGGUCGGUCCUUCCGGAGGUCAAAGAGCCUCCGGAGCCGAAGAGAUUGUGUCUGGAUGAAUCAGUGGCGCAUCAUACAGAGAGCGAUCUCAGUGAUAUCAGCGAUGAUCCUGAUGAUAUAUUGAAUAUGGAGGAGGAGGAGAAUGAUAAGAAGGUCGUUGAGGAGGAGGGGCUUCCAUCGACACCCCGUCAGGAUCCUCGGGAGUCACCGGAGGAUGUUCUCCAGGGUGAGGAGCCUGGCGUCAUUUCUAAGGAGAGGAAGGAGGAGAAGGAGGAAAGGGAGGAGCCGAUGGAGGAGGACAACUUGGAGACGAUGGACUUUGAGGAGAUCUCGGAUGGAGAGCUCGAGGAGGACAUCAAGACCAGUGGAAAGGGCCUUGGGGAUGCUCUUGGUGUGGACUGGGAGAGUCUUGUUAAGGAGUCACAGCCCAGGCGAGGGAAUCAGGAGUGUGAGGAGAGAGCUCAAGGCAGGUGGGAGUGUAGGGCUAUAUUCCAGAGGAUCGGGAUCUCUAGGAGGUAUGCUGGGGAUGAACUUGUUGAUAAACUCUGUGCGAAAUAUGGGGAUGGGGGAGAUUUUUUGCUCAGUGGAGUUGCUAUGGUUCAUGCUGGAAUGUGGAGGCAGAAGGUCCUGGGGGGUGAUGGGGAUGGAGAGGGCGCUAGCGACGAGGAUGAGGAGGUUCUCAAGCCCUUUGUUGAGCUCUUUGAAGAAGCCAAAAAAAUGGUGGAGGGAAAUUGUUGAAGGCUGUGGAGAGUGUGGGG